UGACUUGCUGAGGUGUCAGUGGAUCAAGUGGAGCUGCUUGCUAUCAACAGGUGCUGUUUGCCUGUGGUGCAUAAAAAGUGAUGGGGGCCUGGGGGUUAGUGCUGCUCAGAACUGAGACAACACAGGCUGCUGGGGAGGACUGCAGGGCCAUGAAGUGUGUGGGGAGCGGUAUUGGACAACCUGGAGACUGUACCAGUGGUUUUCUCUCUGAUGCAGAAGAUCUGGAGAGCGUGAGCGACAGUUCAGACAAAUCUCUGGGUGGUGGCGAUGAAGGAGGCUACUGUAGCCCAGCUGAGGAGUACAGGGGAAAAAGGAAGAGGAAAGGCAGGCUAUCUGGAGUCAGCAAGCAGCGACAAGCUGCCAAUGCCAGGGAAAGAGACCGUACACACAGUGUGAACACAGCCUUCACAGCCCUCAGGACACUCAUUCCCACAGAGCCUGCUGAUCGCAAACUGUCUAAAAUAGAAACUCUACGGCUGGCUUCUAGUUACAUUUCGCAUUUAGCCAACAUCCUGCUGCUGGGGGAGGACUGCUUGGAUGGACAGCCGUGCCUGCAAUAUAGAGCUUCAGUGGCUAGUGCUUCUCCUAGACCCAUCUGUACUUUUUGCCUCAGCAAUCAGAGGAAACAGCACAGGGAAGGGGAGAAGCACUUGCCUAUUUAAGGUCCAUGUGGAUAUGGACUCAGAAGAGCAGCGUGUACAACACUUGCACUGAAUAUAGAACUGUUCUAAAAAUAUCCACUCCGCACUCUUUUGUUUACAUUGAACUUAUCUAGAGCAGCUAAACCGCUAAAGUACUUUAACACGGAGCAGGGUAAAGCAAAUGAUUACAAAAAGAAGAAGAAGCAAAAAGAAAGCUGAUGUGCACUUUGUUUUACAUUGAAACUAAACUAUUUAGGAUGCUUUGCCGUUGAAAUUUAAUUAAGACAGGAAAUUUGCACCUGGUGUUGCUGCUAUUUUUUGCGCAAGAAAUGUUAAACCUGAGCAUGAUACAGACGGUGGUUACAGAAACGACACAUGAUGAAACCUGACCCUGGACACGCACUGGUUACAUCAGUAUGUGUUGUCACAACAUGCUUUCACCUGUGCUUUUCACCACUAACCCUUCCUACAAUCCCACCAGCUUUACUGUCACCCAGUUCAAGACUGUAGAUAAAGUGACAAGCAGCUGGCCCUUUAAAGAAUGUGGAGGGAGGGUGCGGGAGGGGAAGGCAAGUUAUUGUGUACAGCACAUUUUUUCAGUGAGAGUGGGAAAAAAGUAGAAAGUAUACAUUUUUUAUUCCAUCUGUGCCUCUAUUAGAUGGUCAUUAUGGAAUGCUAAACAUAUUUGAUUUUUGUACAUUUUCAUAUCUCUGUAAAUGCCUUAUGUAAUUGUAAGAAAAAGCCUCUCCAUAUAUUUUAUAUAUAAUGCAAAGCAAUGUUUAUUCAUUAUUUUAUAUACAAAGAUCCCUAUAUGUAUACUCCACAGACUUCUGAACUGCAAAGCAGAAUCCUACCUCUUUCCUAUGAGUAAAUUAUGAUUAUUAUUAUUAUCAUACCUCUUGUACAUGGUACAACACAACUGAUGGCAGUAGAAUAAAAAAUGAUCUUACAUAGUCUAGCACUUCACAAUGUUGAACCCAAAGGGUCAAGUUCAUGUAUACAAGGCACCUGCUUUGCAGCACAGAUGUCCAUAAAACAAGGUGGUUUUAUAGUUACUGAAUAUGAUUAAAUGGGAGAUACCUCCAAUAUGAACUGUACAGUCUGUAUAUAGCCAUGGUACAAAUGUGGUGCUUUUUUAUUUUAUAAAUAAUCAGAGAAAACAAUAUAAGCUCCCCCCUGGCUCCUGCCCCCAGAUUUCAAUAACACAAACCACAAGAAACAAUAGGCACGUAAUGUAAAUCAGAUUAGAAUUUAGAUAAGCAAUACCGUACAUCAGGGUUGUCUUAAUGCUCUGGCAGAGGAGUAUGGGAAAUGUAGUCCUGCAGCAGCUGGAAGGUCGCAGUUUGGACACCCUUGCUAUACAUAAAUCAAACACAAAGCAUUAAU
Spea bombifrons (plains spadefoot toad) is the source of this 2027-nucleotide messenger RNA. RefSeq names its product transcription factor 15-like. The transcript is spliced from 2 exons. Bases 81 to 662 code for a protein of 193 amino acids. Gene Ontology annotation, molecular function: DNA-binding transcription factor activity, RNA polymerase II-specific; RNA polymerase II transcription regulatory region sequence-specific DNA binding; protein dimerization activity. NCBI's taxonomy places the organism in Eukaryota, Metazoa, Chordata, Amphibia, Anura, Pelobatidae. Gene Ontology annotation, biological process: developmental process; regulation of transcription by RNA polymerase II. The record is from RefSeq and is a predicted model, not a curated record.